Messenger RNA from Scleropages formosus (Asian bonytongue), 2752 nucleotides. Its product is annotated as acyl-coenzyme A thioesterase 4-like. The record is from RefSeq and is a predicted model, not a curated record. The transcript has 10 exons. The coding region runs from base 533 to 1786 and encodes 417 amino acids. Gene Ontology annotation, molecular function: fatty acyl-CoA hydrolase activity. Gene Ontology annotation, biological process: acyl-CoA metabolic process; fatty acid metabolic process. NCBI's taxonomy places the organism in Eukaryota, Metazoa, Chordata, Actinopteri, Osteoglossiformes, Osteoglossidae.
CACUCUACUCUGCCAGGGUCCAGAACUCCAGCGUACUCGGCCACGGUCCAGGUUCACUGUCGUAUGUGCAGGAAAUGGUCACCGGCAGCAUGGCCGGCGUUAGGAUGGUCAAACACUUACGGGCUAAAUAAAGGGGUGAACAUGUUCGGGAGUGGGAGGAAGAGAAAGCCUGUGGGGGGCACUAAGCAAGCUGGGAAGGUUGGCUUGGGAUGCAGAUCGUUGAGGAAAAGGGGUCCUCGGACCGAGAGCAUUAUUUCUCUGUGUGCCGGUGUUGUAAUGCAAUGUUUGCAAUGAACACUGCCUCUGCAUCCUACUUCCCUCCCUCCAAACACAGAGGGCUGCCCACCACAGUGUAAUUAAGGUUUUGUGAUGGUUUUCUGCUGUACUGACCGCCCCACGGUACAGUUCAACCCGUGUGUUGCAAUCGCCUCAAAGAAAGAGACAGAUAGACGGUCAAUACUCCGCUGUCGUCGUGUGGGAAAACAGUCUGUGGAGGAGUCUCCAUUUGUGACACGAGGACAAAAAAGCAGUCAUGUCUAGAACUUGUCCACUGCUCACAGUCCAGCCAUCCAGAGGACUUGUUGAUGAAAAGUUUGUAAUUACUGUAAAACAUUUACCGCCUAAACAAGAGGUUACUCUUUAUUCCCUACAUGAGUGUGAAAACGGGAAUUUCUGGGAGGCAUUUGGACACUAUGUCAGCGACCCACAAGGAGCAGUCUCAGGCACAGACGAUGCCAGUGUAGGAGGUACUUAUGAGGGCAUUGAACCCAUGGGUUUACUCUGGAGCAUGAGACCAGUACCAGGGAGCAAACCAGGACUCAGGUUGAGAAAGAAGAAUGUUCAGACUCCAGUUGUGGUCCAGAUCUUUGUUUACAUGGGUCACCUCAACCAGGGGUUCAGGGAGCAGGUGGCCUUAGCUUGUUCCCCAGUUGAACGCUGGUACAUGGCCCCAGGUGUCCAGAGAGUCGAUGUCACAGAUCCCCUGGUCCGUGGGACCCUCUUCCUUCCUCCAGGUCCUGGACCUUUUCCAGCAAUUCUGGACAUGUGGGGAAUUGGUGGAGGUCUGGUGGAAUAUCGCUCUGCCCUCUUGGCAUCCCAUGGCUUCGUCUCCAUGACACUGGAGUAUCAUUCUGUUAAAAAAGUAAAGGCUGAUAUUCAUUUGCUCCAUUUUGAGAAAGCCUUCAGAAUUUUGCAAGAGCACCCCCUGGUAGCCAGUGAAUGUGUGGCAUUGCUUGGCUUAUCUUAUGGCUGCUAUAUUUCCUUAUACAUGGCUGUGCACUCUGAGGUUGCAAAGCCCAGGUGUUGCGUGUGUAUCAAUGGAAGCCAUGUCAAAUCUACGAAGACAGCAUUCGCACCUGCUUUGGAGUUCUUUAAACAAAACAUGUCCAAAAUGCAUAUUGACAAAGAGAAUUGUGUAAUCUGGAAAGACAUUCUUUUACCAAUAUCAUCGGAUCUUGACACAAAAUUAGAUGUGAGGAAGAUAAAGUGCCCAUUGCUAUUUGUUAAUGGGCUAGAUGAUCAGAGCUUGCCGGCAGCAGAAUCUGCGGAAGAUGGAACAGCAGGUGUCGCCGAUGCACUGGUUGACGGAGACGUGACAGUACCCCCCCAACGGGCGGCUCUGGACGCCUCAGGCCGGGAUGACGGCCGCCCCCUGGGGCAAAGGGGCCAGACGCUCAGGAUGAUCCCUGUGGAAGUCAGAGAUGAGUGCGGGGUCCAGAAUGUCCGAUGCUGCAACCCAGGAUCGCUCCUCCGGUCCGUAUCCCUCCCAGUCGACGAGGUAUUGUAGCCCACCCCGCCGCCUGCAAGAGUCCAACAGGGCCCGGACUGUGUACGUUCGAUCCCCAUCAAUUGGUAAAGGAGGGGACCGAGCUGGGUCGACCGGCGGUUGGCGGAGGGACACCCCUACAGGCUUUAGGAGAGAUAGAUGAAAUGUAGGAUGUACCCGGAGAUCCGGGGGUAACUGAAGGCGGUAGGUAACUGGAGUCACUCAGCGCAAAACCUCGAAUGGGCCGUUGUACCGGGUCCCAAGUUUCUUAGAAGGGGUCUUGAGAUGAAGGUCCCGGGUGGACAGCCACACUCUUUGCCCAGGCGCGAAGGAAAGGGUACGCCUGUGUUGGUCUGCUUGAUGUUUGUACCUUUCGGCACCGUGGAGCAGGUGAUUCCGGACCGUCCGCCACACUAACCGAGGGGGCAUUCACUAAACCAAACGGUAUAACCCGAUGCUCAUAAUGACCUAGAGUGGUGGAAAACGCCGUCUUUCAUUUGUCCCCCUUGCGGAUCCUGAUCAAGUUGUACGCGCUUUGGAGGUCUAACUUGGUGAACCGAUGCGCUGGUUGACGGAGACGUGACAAGGUCACUCACCACGAUUUAAUUAGUGCUACUUCAUCUAUUACAUAGUUGCAUCAUUUGGUGGUGCCCACAUCUUAACCAGCAAUCAUGCGGGGUCAAACUAAAUUUCUUUCCAGGGACAGAGGAGAAAAGCGGGAAAAAUAAAAAGAAAAAAAUAAUUCCUGGGACAGUUCAGGAUGUGGGCCAGUUCAUUGUCACCAGUGGUGGUGGCGGCUGUGAUAUGAACACCUCUAGGUCCUUUCAAAAAGGAGCCAAAGCCACAAGUGUAACAACACCUUCUCUGUCUCAUGGUGAACAGAGGUUGGUGCUCAGUAAAACAAAAUAAUCACCAUCUCAUCUUUAACUUAGAAAUUAAUCAGCAUCACGCUCGUAUACAGGGCUCUAUAACUACCAGUGUGGUAAG